This is a messenger RNA of Pneumocystis jirovecii RU7, 2262 nucleotides long. RefSeq lists its product as uncharacterized. NCBI's taxonomy places the organism in Eukaryota, Fungi, Ascomycota, Pneumocystomycetes, Pneumocystales, Pneumocystaceae. The coding region runs from base 1 to 2262 and encodes 753 amino acids. The transcript is spliced from 3 exons. Gene Ontology annotation, cellular component: mitochondrion. Gene Ontology annotation, molecular function: metalloendopeptidase activity. Gene Ontology annotation, biological process: peptide metabolic process. The record is from RefSeq and is a predicted model, not a curated record.
AUGUAUUUGUUUGUUAGGAUAGUGAUUGCACGUUUUAAAAGCAACUGUUUUUUAGAAGGACAUUUUAAAAAGAAGUUAGUAGCUUCGUUUAGUGUAUUUUCAGGGCAUACGUCUGAGCUCCAGACUGUAUUUGAUACUGUUGAUCUGGCACGGUCAAUUGAGCGGCCUAGUUUGAUGCAGUAUAAGGCAGGAUUGUUUAGAAAUACAGGUGUUUUGGAGCCAAAUGAUCUCAUUUCUUUGUCUCACAAUACAUUGAUAAAUGUAAAAAGAUUAUCAGAUAAUAUUGCAUUACGUCAAGUUGAGAAUGUUGAAGAAGCUCGAAGAAUUAUUAAGGAUUUAGAUAGGUUGAGUGAUAGGUUGUGCGGUGUUAUUGAUCUUUCAGAAUUGUUAAGGACAGUUCAUCCGGAUAAGCGGUUUGUGAGUGCUGCAGAGGAGGCAUAUCAUUAUAUGUAUGAUUUUAUGAAUACUCUGAAUACGCAUACGGGGCUUUAUAAGGUAUUGAAGCAGAUUUUUGAAAAAGAUUGGAUUGUUAAAGAAUUGACGGAAGAAGAAAAAGUUGUUGCAAAAGGAUUUUAUCACGAUUUUGAAAAAUCGGGGAUAAAUUUAUCAAGUGAAAAGCGUAAACGGUUUGUUGCUAUUUCUAGUAAAAUUGCUAGAUUGGGGCGUCAGUUUUUUAAUCAGUGUAAUUUAAAACAUGAUUAUAUUGAUAUUCCAUCUUAUUUACUGGGUGAUAUUUCAUCAGAAGUUCUUUCUACACUUCAGAGAGGAGAAGGAUCAAAUCUUAAAUUUCCUACAUCUGGAUGGAUAUAUCAGAUGGGUAUGACAUUGAUUUCUGAUGAAAAUAUAAGGAAACGUUUGUAUAUUGCUGGUCAAGAAUCGAAGAAAUCAAGAAUUUUGAAUUUGGAGGACCUUCUUAGAGCAAGAGCUGAGUUAGCUCAGCUAAUUGGUAUGGAAAGUUAUGCUGAAUUAACAUUGCUUGAUAAAAUGACGAAAAAUCAAAUAUCUGUAUUUGAGUUUUUAAAGUGUCUUGCAAAAAAUAAUAUGCCUAUUGCAAAAAAGGAACUAGAGUGUCUUUUGAUGUCUAAAAGGAAACAUCUUUCUAGUUAUAAUAUAUCUGUUCUUAAUGCUUGGGAUAAGGAUUUUUAUAUAAAUUUGGAAAAACAUCGAUCUAGUUUGUUUGAAAAAGAUUCAAUUAUGUCAUAUUUGUCAGUUGGUGUUGUGAUUCAAGGUCUUUCUGCUUUAUUUACAAAGCUUUAUGGUGUACGAUUUGUGCAUUCUGAGGUUUAUCCAGGAGAAAUAUGGCAUCCAAGUGUUAGAAAACUUGAUGUGUUUUCCGAUGAAAAUCAUAUAGGUGUAAUUUAUUGUGAUUUAUUUUCAAGAGCUGGAAAACAUAAUGGUGCUGCACAUUAUACUGUGCGUUGUUCUCGUAGAAUAGAUGAUGAUAUUUUAAUACAAGGAGAAUCAAGUCAUGAGUAUUAUAAUAAUCCAGUUCUUAAAAGUUCUGGGAAAUUAUAUCAACUUCCGAUUAUUGUUUUAGUUUGCGAUUUUGGACAAGUUUCUGAAAAAGGCCCUGUAUUAUUGUCUUUUUUCGAGUUAGAGACUCUGUUUCAUGAAAUGGGACAUGCACUUCAUUCUAUGUUAGGGCGUACUGAUUUUCACAAUGUUUCUGGAACACGUUGUGCAACUGAUUUUGUUGAAUUACCAUCAGUGCUUAUGGAGCAUUUUGCUUCGGAUAUUUCUAUAACACCUAGUUUUGCUCGGCAUGCGGUAAAUAAUUCAUCUUUAUCGCCUCAAUAUUUUAGUGAUUAUGUCAAAAAUCAUUCAAUGAUGCAAGCAGUUGAAACUCAUUUUCAGAUUAUAAUGGCGCUUUUAGAUCAACAAUAUCAUACAUCUGCUCCUUUAGAUAAGGGGUUUAAUUCUUCAAGGGUGUUGUAUUUUUUACAAGAUAAAUGGGGUUUGUUCCCAUCAGUUCCUGGUACAUCUUGGCAAACUCAAUUUACGCAUUUAUUUGGAUACGGUGCUACCUAUUAUUCAUAUCUUUUUGAUCGUGUUAUUGCUGCAAAAGUUUGGAAAGAGAUAUUUGCUAAAAAUCCUACAUCUCGUGCUGCAGGAGAAAAAUAUUAUAAAGAAGUCUUGCGAUGGGGCGGGAGUCGAAAUCCGUGGCAUUGUCUUGCUUCUUUAUUAAACGAUGAAACGUUGGCAAAUGGGGGACCAGAAGCGAUGAGAACAGUAGGUUGUUGGGGUAUUGGACAAGUGAAAUGA